This is a messenger RNA of Zonotrichia leucophrys gambelii, 1722 nucleotides long. RefSeq names its product POU domain, class 2, transcription factor 2-like. Lineage: Eukaryota; Metazoa; Chordata; Aves; Passeriformes; Passerellidae. Gene Ontology annotation, biological process: regulation of transcription by RNA polymerase II. The record is from RefSeq and is a predicted model, not a curated record. The transcript has 13 exons. Gene Ontology annotation, molecular function: RNA polymerase II cis-regulatory region sequence-specific DNA binding; DNA-binding transcription factor activity, RNA polymerase II-specific. The annotation marks the transcript as partial.
GUGACGGAGGCGGCCCCGCCCCCUCCCCAGGCCACGCCCCUCCCCCCCCAGGCCCAGCUGUUGCUGGCGGGGUCACAGCUGGCGGGGCUGGCCGCGCUCCUGCCGUGCCCGCAGCCGCUCCUGGCCCAGGCCCAGCUCUUGGCGGCCGCGGCCGCGCAGCUCCCGCAGGGCCCCGCCCCCAGCCCCGCCCCCAGCCCCGCGGGCCCCGCCCCCAGCCCCGCCCCCGGCGCCGCCGCGGCCCCGCCCCCGGCCCCGCCCCCCGCGCUGCCGCUGCCCGGCCCCAUCCAGCUCUCGGCGCAGACCGUGUGCCAGUGGCUGUUGCCCCCCCCCAAUCUCUUUCAGCUACCUCAGCACAGCCCGGGGGGGCUCCUGCCCAACGCCCCCCGCCCGGGGCUGCACGCGCAGCCCCACCCCCGUCCGGGGGUCCCCGAGGCGCCGGGGGCGCCCCCCAAAGGCCCCGAGCCCCCCCCGGGCCCCCCCCCCGAGGAGCCGAGCGACCUGGAGGAGCUGGAACAAUUCGCCCGCACCUUCAAACAGCGGCGGAUCAAGCUGGGCUUCACCCAGGGCGAUGUUGGUUUGGCCAUGGGGAAACUCUACGGCAACGAUUUCAGCCAGACGACGAUCUCGCGCUUCGAGGCGCUGAACCUGAGCUUCAAAAACAUCCCCCUGUGCAAGCUGAAACCGCUGCUGGAGACGUGGCUGCGGGACGCAGAGUCGAUGUCGGACUCGGCCCUGCCCAGCCCCCCCCAGCUGGGCCCCCCCUCCCUGGGCGCCUUCGAGGGGCUCCCGGGGCGGCGCCGCAAGAAACGAACCAGCAUCGAGACCAACGUGAGGUUCGCGCUGGAAAAGUCAUUCCUGGCGAACCAGAAGCCGACGUCGGAGGAGAUCCUGGGCAUGGCGGAGCAGCUGCACAUGGAGAAGGAGGUGAUCCGGGUCUGGUUCUGCAAUCGGCGCCAGAAGGAAAAACGAAUCAACCCCAGCGGGGCGGCCCCGAAUCCGCCCAAUUUCACCCCAAAUCCGGCCCCGAAUCCGCCCAAUUUCACCCCAAAUCCGGCCCCGAAUCCGCCCAAUUUCACCCCAAAUCCGGCCCCGAAUCCGCCCAAUUUCACCCCAAAUCUGAGCCCAAACCCGGCCCCAAAUCCCCCCAAUUUCACCCCAAACCCCGUCCCCAACAUCCCGAACGUCCCCAACGUCCCCAGUUUGACCCAAAAUGUCCCGAAUUUGACCCAAAACGUCCCAAACCUGAGCCCGAGCGUCGGCGCCGGCAGCGGGAAGGGACCGAGCUUCGGAGCGCAGGGGGUGACCCCGCCCGGCCCCGCCCUCGGCAGCCUCGGCACCACAGUGACGUCACUGAGCGCCCGCCCCUCCCCCCCCGAGGCCCCGCCCGGCUCCGCCCCCUCCCCCCUCGGGGGGGCGGUGCUUGGGGGGCUGCUGGGCCCCGCCCCCAUGGCCGCCAUCCAAGCCCUGACCGGCGCUGGCCCCGCCCCUGUGCCCGCCCCUCCCCCCUCCCGGCCACGCCCCUCCCUUGAGGGCGGGGCGGGAGGGGGAGGGGCUGGGGGCGGGGCCAGCCCGAGCCCCGCCCUCUUCCCCCUGCUCGGCCCCGCCCCUGCCCCGCCCUGCCCCUCCCCCACCUCCUCCUCCUCCUCCUGCCCCUCCCCCUCCUGCUCCUCCUGCAGCCCCUCCCCCUCCCCGCCCCUCCCCCACCUCGGGGGCGGGGUCUGA